GUGUUGUGUUCAUGUGUUGUUGGUGCAUUGUAUUUUGCCUAUUUUAGAUUAUUUUUCUUAAUGUAUUAAUAAUAAUAUAGUGAGAUUUCAGCCGAGUGAAGCAUAAUCUAUUACUUCUUCUUCACCUUCCUUCCGGAAAGCUAAAGUCCUUGCUCAAAAAUGAAGGAGAAAAAGAAAAACAAGGAGAAGCGCAGCAAACAUCAAGACUCUGAAAAACAUUCUAAAAAGAAAUCUAGACGGUCUUCAAGCUCAGAGUCAGAUGAAUGGGUAGAACAGGAAAAGACAUCUAAUCCAGUUACCAAAGAGCGGGAUGACUGGAUGGCUAUGACGGGGAUGCUCAAAACAUACACAAAAGAAGAUAUAAAGCCAAAACGUGAGGAGAAAAAUAAACCUAAUAUUGAUUCUUACAACCCCGCCACAUGCAGUAGAGAACUAAACCCAUAUUGGAAAGAUGGUGGCUCUGGUCUUCCACAAUCUUCUGAAAGUUUCAAAAAAUCACGACCUUUCAUUAAACCAUCCAAUGAGGAUGAUUACUAUUCAAGAUCAUCACAUUCCAGAAAAUUCAUCAAGCCCAAUGAUAAUAAUUAUUACUCCCCAAGCAGUGAAAAGUAUAAAAAACCUGAUGAUGAAGAUGAUUACUAUGCAUCAUCUUCAUCAAGACAUAAAACUGGUAGAGAACACCAUAAACCUGGAGAUGAUGAUAUCUACUAUUCAUCCUCAAAGCAUAGUAAGAGUUCUACUGAGACUAGAAGCAGAAAUUGCGAAGCAACAAAAUAUGAGUCUUCAAGCUAUAAGCAGUCCAGUAACUGGAGAGUGAAAAACAACAAAGAUAGAGGUAGACAGGAGCCUAAUAUUGAAACACAUUCUAAUGAUGACAACUUUUCUGAAAGUACUAGGGUACAAGAAGAUGGACAUGAAAAUCAAUUUAUAAAACAACAGCCAGAGGAACCUCGUCAACCAAAACAAAUUGAUGGAAAAUAUCUGAGUGAUGAAAAAAUGAAUAAACUUGCAGCCAAAAUUGUCAAGGCUGAAAUUAUGGGUGACAUGAAAGUAGUCAAUGACUUGAAAGCUAAACUUGAGGCAGCCAGGGAAUACAGGAAGCAAAAUCCUGAUGCUGGUCCAAUGGAGGUAGAUGAGGGAGUAAUUCUUAUGUCAACAAAUGCUAUGGGUAACAGCCGACCACUGACUAAAACUUCUCAAGGAGAUGCUAGAAGCAAGGGAGGUAAACGUAAAGCAGAAACUCAUAGUAGUGGUGAGAGGCAAAAGUACUUUGGCAAUGAUGACAAAUAUAAUCUUGCACAAAUGUUUGAACAGGAAAAGUAUGGCACAAACUAUGAUAAUGAUGCUCAACUGGCAAACAUUACUGCUAAACAUCGGAAUCCUAAUGAUGAUCUAGAAGACAUAUUUACUGAUGAAAUAUCUAAGAAUACCAAUGUAGCUAAGGAUGAACAAAAGGAGAAGGAUAGGGCUAUUAAACAGCAUGUGAGAAUGGAGAAGUCUCUAGAAGGGUGUCUGCAUUGUGUGGACUCUAGGGCUAUGAUCAAGCACCUGAUGGUCAGUUGUGGUAGCAAGGUGUACCUGGCUCUACCUGGAAGGAAAUCAUUAGUAAAUGGGCACUGCCUCAUAACCACUAUUCAACAUGCAAGCAGUGUGACAGCUGUUGAUGAGGAUGUAUGGGAGGAAAUCAUGGACUACAGAAAAGCUUUGACAAAGUUUUUUAACUCUCAAAACCAAGAUGUUGUCUUCUUUGAAACAGCAACAAGACUGCACAAGUUUCCUCAUCUAGUCAUCAACUGUGUCCCCCUGCCGAGGGAUGUGGGGGACAUGGCUGCCAUUUAUUUCAAAAAGGCCCUGCUGGAAUGUGAGGCUGAGUGGUCAAUGAACAAAAAAGUAAUUGAUUUAAAAGGGAAAAAUGUGAGGAAAGGUGUACCAAAAGGUCUGCCAUACUUUUGGAUCGAUUUUGGAAUGGACCCAGGAUUUGCCCAUGUGAUAGAAGAUCAACAGCUAUUUCCUAAAGCAUUUGCAGAGGAAAUUAUUGGAGGAAUACUAGAUCUGGACCACAAUCUAUGGAAAAAUCCAAAAAAGGAACAUGGAGAUCAAGAAAGGAAAAAAGUUAUGGAGUUUUUAUCAAAGUGGAAAGAAUUUGAUACUGUAGCAAAACGAUAAAAUAAGCAGUAGCCAUCUACUUGUUACCUUAAAAUCCAUACCAAGUAUGAUAAAAUAAAGUAAUUUUUAAAUCAA
Messenger RNA from Plutella xylostella (diamondback moth), 2241 nucleotides. RefSeq names its product CWF19-like protein 2 homolog. The record is from RefSeq and is a predicted model, not a curated record. Gene Ontology annotation, biological process: mRNA splicing, via spliceosome. Gene Ontology annotation, cellular component: post-mRNA release spliceosomal complex. NCBI's taxonomy places the organism in Eukaryota, Metazoa, Arthropoda, Insecta, Lepidoptera, Plutellidae.